UAGUGUAUAUUAUAGAGAGAGAAAGUAAAAGAGAGGAGGAGCAGAUUUUAGAGCGAGAAACAAGGCGCGGAGAGGCCGUCCGAAAUCAAGCACGCCGAGAGAGAGAGAGAGGGAGGAGAGAGAGAGAGAGAAAACUCUUUGCCAUUUUUCUUCUUUCCUUCUUCGUCUUCGUUUUCUCCCUUUCUUCUAGGGCACAAAAUAUUCCUACUGUUUUCAUUCCCAGAAAAUAUACAUAACAUAUUCAAAGCUGCAACAAGAAGAAGGAAGAACAAGCUAGAUCACUAUAAUUACAAAUUUAUACACUAAACUAAUCAUUUUUACUUUUAAUUUUGUUAAUUAAAUAGAUCUUGCUGCUUUGAAUCUCUUAUUUUUAGUUGAAUCAAUAUACCGAUCACAUUUUGUAUGUGCGAUUCCUGGAAAUUAUUGAUUGAGCUAAGGAGAUCUGUCUUACAAGGUUCCGGACCGGAUCUGUGGGAGAUAUUUAAUCUGCCGUUGGUAGCGUCUGAUGAUAGAGGUAUUGCAGGUUUAAGAAAUCCGUCGGGAAAACGAUGAAAUGGGCAACAUUGCUUAAAGACUUCAAAGAAAAAGUCGGUCUCGCUGCUCAGUCUCCUUCUGCUGCAUCAUCUCCUUCAUCUUCUGCUUCCUCACCUUUUCGUGAUAGCAAUGCUUCUUUUCCCAUACAAGACUUCACCUACUUCCCUUCAAGUGACAAACAUGAACUGGAGUUGGAUUUUAAGAGAUAUUGGGAAGAAUUCCGCUCCUCAAGCUCGGAAAAGGAGAAGGAAAAGGCCUUAAAUUUGACUGUUGAUGUUUUCUGUAGAUUAGUGAAGCAACAGGCAAAUGUAGCACAGUUGAUUACUAUGUUAGUAGAGACACACAUAUUUUCCUUUGUUGUUGGAAGAGCUUUUGUAACAGAUAUUGAAAAGUUGAAACUUAGUAGCAAAAUAAGAUCGUUGGAAGUUGAAAGAGUGUUAAAUUUUUUCUCUGAAGUUACCAAGGAUGGCAUCCGGCCUGGUGCAAGUCUGUUGUAUGCAAUAGAGGUCCUUGUCUCUGGUCCUGUCGACAAACAAUCUCUCCUUGAUUCUGGAAUCUUGUGCUGUCUCAUUCAUAUUCUCAACUCUCUUCUUGGUCCUAAUGAGGGAUAUUCGGGGCAAAAAGCUAGUAAUGAUGAGGGAUUGAUACUGACAGAGGAAAAUCAGGAUAACAUGGAAUCGAGCCGUCGGCUUGAGGUUGAAGGAAGUGUAGUGCAUAUCAUGAAGGCAUUGGCCGCCCACCCUUCUGCUGCACAAAGUUUGAUAGAAGACAACUCCCUCAUGUUACUUUUUCAAAUGGUUGCCAAUGGUUCUUUAGUUGCUUUUUCUCAGUAUAAGGAAGGCAUCGUGCCACUGCAUACCAUUCAGUUACACAGACAUGCUAUGCAGAUUCUUGGUCUUCUUCUGGGUAAUGACAAUGGUAGCACUGCCAAGUAUAUUCGGAAGCAUCAUUUGAUAAAAGUUCUUCUCUUGGCUGUUAAGGAUUUUAACUCUGAUUGUGGAGAUUCUGCCUAUACGAUGAGCAUUGUGGACUUGCUUCUUGAGUGUGUUGAAUUGUCCUAUAGGCCAGAGGCUGGUGGGAUCAGGCUUAGGGAGGAUAUCCACAACGCUCAUGGUUAUCAGUUCUUGGUUCAGUUUGCUUUAAUUCUCGCUAAGGGUCAAGAUCAGAAUUCUCAUUUUAAGUUCCUUCCUGAUCAAGGAGUUACUUCGGAUUAUCCUCAUUUGGCUAAUCACGUGGGUAAAAGCGACUUGGAGGAAAAAAGAGAGGAUGCUUUAUCACAAGAUGUGUCCCCUACACUCUCUAGGUUACUUGAUGUACUAGUUAGUCUUGCUCAAACUGGCCCUACUGGUGCAUCUGGCUUAAAAGCUUCAAAAGCUUCUCAUGUUAAGCCUAGUGGGCAUGGCAGAAGUCGUACGUCAUCAGCUGACAGAAUCGUUGAUGAUAUCUGGGAUAAGGAUAUUGACAAAGUUAAAGACCUGGAAGCUGUUCAGAUGUUGCAAGAUAUUUUUCUGAAGGCUGAUAGCAGGACGCUGCAGGGUGAAGUACUCAACAGAAUGUUCAAAAUAUUCUCAAGCCAUCUUGACAAUUACAAGCUUUGUCAGCAGUUACGGACCGUGCCUCUGUUGAUCCUUAACAUGGAUGGUUUCCCACCAUCCUUGCAAGAGAUAAUUUUGAAGAUACUUGAAUAUGCAGUGACUGUUGUAAAUUGCAUACCUGAGCAAGAGUUACUUUCACUUUGUUGUUUGUUGCAGCAACCAAUCACACCCGAUUUGAAGCAUACAAUUUUGUCUUUCUUUGUAAAGCUCUUAUCCUUCGAUCAACAAUACAAAAAAGUUCUAAGGGAAGUUGGUGUAUUGGAGGUUCUGCUGGAGGAUCUGAAACAACACAAGUUUCUUUGUGGUUCAGAGCAGCAUGCUGAUGACCCUAAUCAUUUUGAAAGGAAAUCGGGUUCAAGCUCAAGCAGCUUUAAGAAACACUUGGACAAUAAGAAUGCUAUACUUUCUUCACCCAAACUAGCAGAAUCUGAUUCAGGGAAAUUCCUUCUUUUUGAAGUUGAAGGCACAGUAGGAGUUGCCUGGGACUGUAUGGUCUCAUUGUUGAAGAAAGCAGAAGUAAAUCAAGCAUCAUUUCGAUCAGCUAGUGGGGUGACUAUUAUACUCCCUCUCUUGGCAUCUGACAUUCAUCGUCCAGGUGUCCUUAGGGUGUUGUCAUGCUUAAUUAUUGAAGAUGUGGCACAGGCCCAUCCGGAGGAGUUAGGAGCACUGGUUGACAUUUCAAAAAGUGGGAUGAUUACAAGUGCUUUGGGAACUCAUUACACACUUCAUAAUGAUGCCAAGUGUGACACUUUUGGAGCUCUAUGGCGCAUCCUAGGAGUUAAUAGUUCAGCUCAGAGGGUCUUUGGUGAAGCCACUGGGUUCUCUCUUUUGUUGACCACACUUCAUGGUUUCCAAAGUGAAGGAGAACCCGCAAAUCAAUCAAAUUUGACAAUUUACUUUAAAGUGUUCACAUACUUGUUACGCCUAAUGACAGCAGCUGUUUGUGAUAACACUAUUAACAGGACAAAGUUGCACGCAGUCGUAUCUUCUCAGACAUUUUAUGACCUUCUGUCUGAUUCUGGCUUGAUAAGUGUUGAUUGUGAACGACAAGUUGUACAGCUAUUGUUGGAGCUUGCUCUUGAGAUAGUGCUUCCUCCCUUCGUGAUGUCUGAGGGUGCCACAUUAUCUAAUGCCUCUGACGAGGAAACAACUGGAUUUAUUCUAGUUACCCCAUCUGGAACUUUUGUCCCUGACAUGGAACGCGUCUAUAAUGCUGGUGCUGUGAGGGUGCUCUUGCGUGCUUUGUUGCUGUUUACUCCAAAGUUGCAAUUAGAGGUACUAAACCUUGUUGAUAAGCUUGCUCGUGCUAGCGCCUACAACCAGGAAAACCUUACAUCUGUAGGUUGCGUGGAACUUCUCCUUGAAACAAUUUACCCCUUCCUAUCGGGGUCAUCGCCGAUACUUUCUCACGCUUUGAAUAUCAUCGAAGUUCUUGGGGCAUACAGGUUAUCUGCAUCUGAACUUCGAGUGCUCGUUAGAUACAUUCUGCAGAUGCGACUAGUCACUUCGGGUCGUUAUCUAGUUGAUAUGAUGGAAAGGUUGAUUCUUACAGAGGAUAUGGCCUCAGAAGAUGUCUCCCUAGCACCGUUUGUCGAGAUGAACAUGAGCAAGGUUGGGAGUGCUUCAAUCCAAGUGCCCUUAGGAGAAAGGUCUUGGCCACCUGCUGCUGGUUAUUCUUUUGUUUGUUGGUUUCAGUUCCGAAAUUUAUUCAAGUCACAGGCAAAGGACAAUGAUGCUUCUAAAAUGGGAUACACUAAAGGGCAAGGCGUAGGUGGGCAGCAUCAUGGGCCACAUGCCCUGAGGAUAUUUUCUGUUGGAGCAGUAGACAAUUCAAGCACUUUCUAUGCCGAACUUCGUCUUCAGGAGGAUGGUGUUCUCACCCUUGCAACUAGCAAUUCUUCCUCUUUGUCAUUUUCAGGAUUAGAAAUGGAGGAAGGGAGGUGGCAUCACCUUGCUGUUGUGCAUAGCAAACCAAAUGCGCUGGCUGGCCUCUUUCAGUCUAGCUUUGCUUAUGUUUACCUCAAUGGAAAGUUAAGACACACUGGUCGAUUAGGAUAUUCUCCUUCUCCAGCUGGCAAGUCGUUGCAGGUGAUUGUUGGUACCCCGGUUGCUUGUGCACGAAUUAGUGACUUGUCAUGGAAGCUUAGAUCUUGCUUUCUUUUUGAAGAAGUUCUUUCCCCUGGUUCAAUCUGUUUUAUGUAUAUUCUUGGAAGAGGGUAUAGGGGUCUCUUCCAGGACACAGAUUUGCUGCAAUUUGUUCCUAAUCAGGCCUGUGGAGGUGGCAGCAUGUCAAUUUUAGAUUCUUUGGAUGCUGACUUACCUCUGGCUUCCAACCCCCAAAAGCCAGAUAAUGCUGGAAAGCCAGGGAGUGUGCAGUGUGAUCGGAGUGGAUUUGUUUGGGAUUUGGACAAAUUAGGGAAUCUCUCCCUUCAACUUUCUGGUAAGAAGCUCAUUUUUGCAUUUGAUGGGACAAGUACAGAGUUACUUCGAGCUUCUGGAACAUUCUCUGUGCUCAAUCUGGUUGAUCCAAUGUCAGCUGCCGCUUCUCCUAUUGGAGGUAUACCACGCUUUGGACGACUUAUUGGGGAUGUCUAUAUUUGCAAGCAUUGUGUUAUUGGUGAGACAAUCCGUCCCAUUGGUGGCAUGGCUGUCAUUCUAGCUCUUGUAGAAGCAGCUGAAACGAGGGACAUGCUGCACAUGGCUUUGACAUUACUUGCUUGUGCUCUUCAUCAAAAUCCACAGAAUGUUAGAGACAUGCAGCAAUACAGGGGAUACCAUUUGCUUGCUCUCUUUUUGCACCGGCGAAUGCCAUUAUUUGACAUGCAAUCACUUGAAAUUUUUUUCCAGAUUGCUGCAUGUGAGGCUUCUUUCUCUGAACCAAAGAAGUUCUAUAGUUCCCAGAAGACACUGCCACCUGUCACACCCGUCAAUGAAGGAAGCAUUGAAGACCUUACUUUAUCCAAAUUCCGGGAAGAAUUUUCUUCAGUUGGAUCUCAUGGAGACAUGGAUGAUUUUUCUGCACCUAAAGAUUCCUUGAGUCAGAUUUCUGAGCUUGAAAAUGCUGAAAUGCCAACCGAAACAUCCAAUUGCAUUGUUCUUUCAAAUGCCGAUAUGGUUGAGCAUGUUUUAUUGGACUGGACUGUUUGGGUAACAGCCCCAAUUCCAAUACAGAUUGCUUUACUGGGCUUCCUUGAGCAUCUUGUUUCAAUGCAUUGGUACAGGAAUCAUAAUCUGACAAUUCUGCGCAGAAUUAACCUUGUUCAACAUUUACUUGUUACUUUACAAAGAGGUGAUGUGGAAGUACCGGUGCUAGAAAAAUUAGUUGUAUUGUUAGGUGUUAUAUUGGAGGAUGGAUUCUUACCCUCUGAACUGGAGCAAGUGGUUAGAUUUGUGAUAAUGACAUUUGAUCCACCAGAGUUAACAUCACGGCAUCAAAUAAUGAGAGAAUCUAUGGGGAAGCAUGUUAUUGUAAGGAACAUGUUGCUUGAGAUGCUGAUUGAUCUGCAAGUGACAAUAAAAUCAGAGGAUUUGCUAGAGCAGUGGCACAAAAUUGUUUCAUCAAAAUUAAUAACUUAUUUUCUUGAUGAAGCUGUACAUCCUACAAGUAUGAGGUGGGUCAUGACUCUUCUUGGUGUGUGCCUUGUGUCUUCUCCAACAUUUGCACUUAAAUUUCGCUCCAGUGGAGGCUAUCAAGGUUUGGCGAGAGUACUUCCGAGUUUCUAUGACUCCCCUGAUAUAUACUAUAUCCUGUUUUGUCUUAUUUUUGGCAAACCUGUAUACCCAAGACUGCCUGAAGUUCGGAUGCUAGACUUUCAUGCCCUAAUGCCAAGUGAUGGCAUUUAUGGAGAUCUGAAAUUUACUGAGCUGUUGGAAUCUGUGAUUGCUAUGGCAAAGGCAACUUUUGAUAGGUUGUCUAUGCAGGCAAUGCUUGCCCAUCAAACUGGCAACCUUUCCCAGAUCAGUGCUGGAGUUGUAGCAGAGCUGGCAGAAGACAAUACUGACAUAGCUGGAGAGCUUCAGGGUGAGGCUCUCAUGCACAAAACUUAUGCGGCACGGCUGAUGGGUGGUGAGGCUUCAGCACCUGCUGCUGCUACCGCUGUCCUUAGGUUCAUGGUUGAUCUUGCAAAAAUGUGUCUAUCUUUCUCAGCUGUUUGCCGAAGAGCAGAUUUUCUUGAAAGUUGCAUCGACCUUUAUUUUUCUUGUGUCAGGGCUGCACAAGCUGUGAAAAUGGCUAAAAAACUUUCUGUAACAGUGGAAGAGAAGAACUUAAAUGACGGUGAUGAAACUAGUAGCUCCCAAAAUACUUUCUCUAGUUUGCCUCAUGAACAGGAACAGUCAGCCAAGACCUCUAUAAGUAUGGGAAGCUUUCCUCAGGGACAGACUAGUACAAGUUCUGAAGAUAUGCCGGUGAUGUCGAACAAUGUAGGUACAACAGAUGUUGAUGUUACUUCAUCCCAGCCAGGUUAUGUCAAAGCAGUACAGGAAGAAGCACAAGCCACUGCAGCAAUAGACAAUGAUGUUGUUGACCAUGCUUCUGCUGUCACAUCCAGCAGCAAACAUCUUAGCUUCCGCGAUGUGAAACUCACAGUAGAUCCCGUCCGGCAAACUGAUUCACUGAGUUCAGCAUCCUUUAACAUGUUUGAAUCUCCUAUAUUGUCGGAGAGAUCCUACUCCCAAAUGGCGCAAACCCCAUCCACUUCUCCAGUGGUGACUUCUUGGAUGGGAGGUGAAUCAAAAGUCAACCUAGCAUCAACACCCCUGAUGGAGUCUGCUGCAUCUAUCAGUGAAUUGGAUUCUUCUCCUGAGAUGAAAUCCGCUUCUCAAGGACAAUCUGCUGCAAACACGAUGUUUAUGAUUGGUUCAAAUUUGCUUCUUGAGGUGGAUGACUGUGGGUAUGGUGGAGGGCCAUGCUCUGCUGGAGCUACAGCUGUUCUUGAUUUUAUGGCGGAAGUUUUAUCUGGAUUGGUAACUGAACAAGUGAAGUCGGUACCUGUCAUCGAGGGUAUUUUGGAGAGUGCUCCAUUGUAUGUUGAUGCUGAAUCUGUUUUGGUAUUUCAGGGACUGUGCCUCACUAGACUACUGAACUUCCUCGAAAGGCGUCUUUUGCGGGAUGAUGAGGAAGAUGAGAAAAAGUUGGAUAAGGGUCGUUGGUCUCUUAACUUGGAAGCAUUAUGCUGGCUGAUAGUAGAUAGAGUUUAUAUGGGUGCUUUUCCUCGGCCUGCUGGUGUACUGAAGACUCUGGAGUUCUUGUUAUCUAUGCUACAGUUGGCUAAUAAGGAUGGGCGCGUUGAAGAAGCUGCUCCAACUGGGAAAGGAAUCCUGUCCAUUGGUAGAGGAAGUAGACAACUCGAUGCUUAUGUACAAGCGAUUCUGAAGAACACCAACAGAAUGAUUUUAUUCUCUUUCCUCCCAUUGUUCUUGAUAACCAUCGGAGAAGAUGAACUACUUUCUUCUUUAGGUUUGCAAGUGGAGCCAAAGAAAAGAGUACACUUGAACCCAUCCUCGGAGGAUAGUGGAAUUGAUGUUUGCACGGUGUUACAGUUGCUAGUCGCUAAUAGAAGGAUAAUAUUUUGUCCCAGCAACAUUGACACUGAUUUAAAUUGCUGUCUUUGCAUAAAUCUAAUUUCUCUUCUUCGCGAUCAUAGGCGUCAUGCACAGAACAUGGCUAUUGAUAUUCUCAAGUAUCUGCUAGUACACCGAAGGGCUGCACUUGAAGAUUUUCUUGUCUCUAAACCAAAUCAAGGACCUCCUUUGGAUGUUCUUCAUGGCGGUUUUGACAAGCUCUUAACUGGAAACUUACCUGCAUUUUUUGAGUGGCUUCAUAGUUCUGAACAAGAAGUUAAUAGAGUGUUGGAACAGUGCGCUGCCAUUAUGUGGGUUCAGUUUAUUACUGGGUCAGCUAAGUUUCCUGGGGUGAGGAUUAAAGGCAUGGAUGGUCGACGUAAGAGAGAAAUGGGGAGGAAACUAAAGGAGAUCUCAAAGUUGGAUGGAAGACAUUGGGAGCAGAUAAAUGAACGAAGAAUUGCUCUUGAGUUGGUUCGCGAUGCAGUGGCUACUGAACUAAGAGUAAUUCGCCAGGAUAAGUAUGGGUGGGUGCUACAUGCAGAGAGUGAGUGGCAGACUCAUCUACAACAACUUGUCCAUGAGCGAGGAAUCUUCCCAUUGAAUAAGUCCUCUCAUAGUGAAGAAUCUGAGUGGCAGCUUUGCCCCAUUGAAGGUCCAUAUAGGAUGCGGAAGAAGCUCGAGCGUUGCAAAUUAACAAUUGACACUAUCCAAAAUGUUCUGACUGGACAAUUUGAGUUAGGAAGGCUAGAACUUUCAAAGGAGAGGACUGAGAAUGAAACUAAUGCCUCUGAUGGUGAGUCUGAUAUUUUUUUCAAUCUCAUGAGUGAAAAUCCACAACAGGACUCUUUCAGUAGUGAACUUUAUGAUGGAUCAACUUUCAAAGACUCGGAUGAUGUUAGAGAUGCAGCUUCUAGUAGAGCUGGAUGGAAUGAUGACCAUGAUAGUAGCAUUAAUGAAACGAGUCUCAGCUCUGCUCUUGAACUUGGACCCAAGUCGAGUAGUGCUUCCAUUCAUAAAGCUGAGAGUGUUCAACGGAAGUCGGAACUAGGAUCUCCCAGGCAAUCUUCUUCUCUAAAAGCUGAUGAAACAAGAACGGCGGAGGACAAACCGGAGAAGGAACUAAGUGAUAAUGGUGAAUACUUGAUUAGACCUCAUUUGGAACCUUCUGAGAGAAUAAAGUACAAAUAUAACUGCGAGAGAGUGGUUGGUCUUGAUAAACAUGAUGGUAUAUUUCUGAUUGGAGAAUUAUCAUUGUACAUCAUUGAGAAUUUUUUCAUCGAUGACUCUGGGUGCAUAUGUGAAAAAGAAUGCGAAGAUGGUCUAUCUAUCAUCGAUCAGGCUUUAGGUGUAAAAAAGGAUUUUUCGUGUAGCAUGGACUCCCACUCAAAGUCAAGUUCUUCCUGGGCUGUAACAACAAAGGCCUAUGUUGGGGGACGGGCAUGGGCAUAUAAUGGUGGCGCAUGGGGAAAGGAAAAGGUUUGUACUAGUAGUAAUGUGCCCCAUCUUUGGCAUAUGUGGAAGCUUGAUAGUGUUCAUGAGAUUCUAAAGCGUGAUUAUCAACUUCGGCCUGUUGCCAUUGAGAUCUUUAGCAUGGAUGGCUGCAAUGAUCUUCUGGUUUUCCACAAAAAGGAGAGAGAAGAGGUUUUCAAGAAUUUGGUGGCCAUGAAUCUUCCCAGGAACACCAUGUUGGACACAACAAUAUCAGGGUCCGUAAAACCAGAUAGCAAUGAAGGGAGCCGUCUUUUCAAGGUUAUGGCAAACUCAUUCUCUAAGAGAUGGCAAAAUGGUGAAAUUAGCAAUUUCCAGUACCUCAUGCACCUCAACACGCUCGCCGGGCGUGGUUAUAGUGAUCUCACCCAGUAUCCUGUGUUCCCCUGGAUUUUAGCAGAUUAUGAGAGUGAGAAUCUGAAUUUCUCAGAUCCCCAAACUUUCCGGAAUCUUGAUAAACCAAUGGGCUGUCAAACAGCGGAAGGUGAAGAGGAAUUCAGAAAAAGAUAUGAGAGCUGGGAUGAUCCUGAGGUUCCCAAAUUCCAUUAUGGUUCUCACUACUCUAGUGCUGGAAUUGUCCUAUUCUACCUCAUACGCCUUCCCCCAUUCAGUGUUGAAAAUCAGAAGCUGCAGGGUGGUCAAUUUGAUCAUGCUGAUCGUCUUUUCAAUAAUAUAAAGGACACCUGGCUGAGUGCUGCAGGUAAAGGCAAUACAUCAGAUGUUAAAGAAUUAAUUCCAGAGUUCUUUUAUAUGCCAGAGUUCCUGGAGAAUAUGUUCGAUCUUGACCUUGGUGAGAAACAGUCUGGAGAGAAGGUUGGCGAUGUUGUAUUGCCUCCAUGGGCUAAAGGUAGUGUUCGAGAGUUUAUUAAAAGGCAUAGAGAAGCACUGGAGUCUGAUUAUGUUUCAGAGAAUCUGCAUCACUGGAUAGACCUAAUCUUUGGCUACAAACAGAGAGGGAAAGCAGCUGAAGAAGCAGUUAAUGUCUUCUAUCACUACACUUAUGAAGGCAGUGUUGACAUUGACUCGGUUAGUGAUCCAGCAAUGAAAGCCUCAAUUCUUGCUCAAAUUAAUCACUUUGGGCAAACGCCAAAACAACUAUUCCUCAAACCCCAUGCCAAGAGGCGAACUAAUCGGAAGCUUCCUCCUCACCCUUUGAAGUACUCUCAGCAUCUUGUUCCGCACGAGAUUCGUAAAACCUCAUCUUCUAUAUCUCAGAUUGUCACAUCCGGUGACAAAAUUCUAGUGGCAGGGGCAAAUACCUUGCUGAAACCUAGAACAUUCAUUAAAUAUGUUGCCUGGGGUUUUCCUGACCGCAGUUUGAGAUUUAUUAGCUAUGAUCAAGAUAGGCUUCUCUCCACUCAUGAGAAUCUUCAUGGAGGGAACCAGAUACAGUGUGCCAGUGCUAGUCAUGAUGGCCACAUUCUAGUUACAGGGGCUGACGAGGGAUUGGUUUGUGUUUGGAGGAUUGGUAAAGAGGCACCCCGUUCUGUAAGGCGCUUGCAGUUGGAGAAGACUCUCUGUGCUCAUACAGGCAAAAUCACAUGCCUACAAGUUAGUCAGCCAUACAUGAUGAUUGUGAGUGGAUCGGAUGACUGCACUGUUAUCUUGUGGGACCUUAGCUCCAUGGUUUUUGUUAGGCAGCUUCCUGAGUUACCCGCUCCUGUUUCAGCAAUUUAUGUGAAUGAUCUGACUGGAGAAAUUAUUACUGCUGCUGGUGUAAUGCUUGCUGUUUGGAGCAUCAAUGGGGAUUGCCUUGCUGUCAUCAACACAUCACAGCUUCCGUCGGACUUCAUCCUUUCACUUGCUGGUUGCACAUUCUCUGAUUGGCUGCAAACUAACUGGUAUAUUUCAGGCCACCAGAGUGGAGCCAUUAAAAUUUGGAGAAUGGUGCAUUGCUCUUGCGAGGACAGUGGCCAAAGCAAAUCAAGUGGGAAUCCUACUGGAGGGUUAGGACUCGGGGAUAGUGUACCAGAGUACAGGCUGAUCCUUCACAAGGUACUAAAGUUUCAUAAGCAUCCUGUAACUGCCCUCCACCUUACUAGUGAUCUGAAACAGUUGUUGAGUGGAGAUUCUGGAGGACAUUUGCUUUCGUGGACACUCUCUGAAGAGGGCAUGAAAAGCAUGAUUAGUCGGGGGUGAUUCUGGGAUUAGCAAUGUGUGUUUGUAUUCUAAAAAUAUACUUGGCUUCUUAGGGGCAAUUAAAGGACAACCUGAAUGGUUUCAAUCCACUCAGGGAGCAACAUGAAUUCGUGUGCACGUUGCACAGUAACCGCUGAUAAGAUUGCUGACUUGGAACAGAUCCAAGGAAUCAGAAGGAUCUGUGUAUUGGCACUUCCUGGAAGACAUGAAACAUAUGAUCUUUCUUGAGCAAGUGCCUAGUGGCUCCAGAUGUAGGACUCGGGAACAAGUUGGUUGCAAAUGUUGUUGUCGAUUAUUGUAGAGGGAUUUUGGGUAUUGGGAUGGGAGAUUGGUGGGUCUCUUGAAGCUGUUGUACAUAGGACGGUAAUUGACAGUGUAUACUGAGGUUGUAAAUGUGCAAGUUUUUGCCAGGAACAUCAUGUUGGCUGUAAUUUGAUCCAGCUAACUUUAGGGGCAGAUGUAGCAGUUCGUUUUGGCUUCACUUCAUUUAAAUGAUUGCAAGGGGAAGUUGCAGGCCUGUUUUUGCUUUGUAAAAAAAAUAUAUUCUCCCAGGUUAUUUAUUAAGAUUGAAUUGGGGUCAUAUGCUCCUUGGUUUUCCUGUUAGAAAGGCAGUUGCUUGCUGUUUUUUUUUU
Messenger RNA from Solanum stenotomum, 11953 nucleotides. Its product is annotated as protein SPIRRIG. The record is from RefSeq and is a predicted model, not a curated record. The transcript has 19 exons. Gene Ontology annotation, molecular function: protein binding. The coding region runs from base 549 to 11321 and encodes 3590 amino acids. Lineage: Eukaryota; Viridiplantae; Streptophyta; Magnoliopsida; Solanales; Solanaceae.